This is a messenger RNA of Dryobates pubescens (Downy woodpecker), 955 nucleotides long. It is a transcript of the gene FADD, whose product is annotated as Fas associated via death domain. The record is from RefSeq and is a predicted model, not a curated record. NCBI's taxonomy places the organism in Eukaryota, Metazoa, Chordata, Aves, Piciformes, Picidae. Bases 112 to 699 code for a protein of 195 amino acids. Gene Ontology annotation, biological process: negative regulation of extrinsic apoptotic signaling pathway via death domain receptors; signal transduction. The transcript has 2 exons. Gene Ontology annotation, molecular function: protein binding.
ACCACAGUCCACGCCUGGAGGCCGGGGCCGGGUCUCUGACAGCCUUUGCCCCGAAGCCCGUGUCGACUCGCCGCGGAGCCUGGUAGUGGCUGUGGGGAAGGCCUCGGCACCAUGGAUCCGUUUCUGUCUCUGCUGCACUCUUUCUCCUCGAGCUUGGCGGAUAAGGAGCUUUCUUCCAUGAAGUUUCUCUGCCAGGAUAAAAUCGGGAAAAGGAAGCUUGAGUCUGUCCAAAGUGGUGUGGAGCUCUUCACCAUCCUUCUCGAGCAGCAGGACAUAACGAGAGACAACGUAGCGUUUCUUGAAGAAAUGCUUACGAACAUUAGAAGAGAAGAUUUGCUCUCAAAGCUAAAGCAGUUCGUAGGUGAAGGAGAAGUUAAGGCUCCUGCAGAUCAACCAGAUCCACAUGAAAAACGUCUCCAGAGGGUAGCUAUGGAGGUCAUAUGUGAUAACGUUGGGAGAAACUGGAGAAUGCUGAUGCGGAAACUGGAGUUUUGUGAUGUGAAAAUGGAAAGAAUAGUGGAAGCCAACCCGCGGGACCAGCGGGAGCAGCUGUUUCAGUCUCUGCGGGAGUGGCAGAGGUGGAGGGGAAGAGAUGCCAAGGUGGCUGACUUGAUAGCAGCUCUUCGGCGCUGCAGUAUGAAUUUGGUGGCAGACAUAGUUGAACAAGAGCUUUCACUACUGGACAAUGGACCCAGGUGAAAUCGAUGCAAAACCACUUCCAGGUCUGAGAUAUGGAUGCAAAAAGUAAACCAGUGCCUUUGGCUGUUUUCAAGCAAAAUGCCAUUGCUGUUAGUAAUUCUGCCCUUAACUGAUGUGCUUUAAUAGGUUGAUCUGUGGUCAGAUGAAGAUUAACAUAAAGCCAAAUUCCUUUCAGGUAAUGCCUUGUACUUUGGUGCUUCCUUUAAGAGACUUAAUUUUUUUUGAAGACUUGAACAGCAUUUUGUAGGAAUUCUUA